AUGGACAAGUUCAAGUCUGUUGCUAAGGGCGGCUGGCAUCCAGAGAAGAGCCGUGCCAAUAGUGGCAGCAGUGCUGGGGGGCAAAGCGACUCUAAGCUAGGCCAAGUGAAAGGCUGGGUGGGAAAGGCCCAAGGCAAAGACGUGCAUGCCGAAUCAGCUCGGGAACAUCAAUCCGCGCCCCUGUCGUCGUUGAAAGAUCCAGCCUCAUUUGCGCCGCCGCCAAAACGAGUGAACUACAAUGCUGUGCCGGCAUCAUCGGGUACGCGUCCUUCUACGGUCGCAUCGUCUCGAACGGAGGAGCAAGAGGAGGCAGAAGACAACCGACCAGCCCCAGGCCCAUAUAGACGCGACACCACAGGGCUAAGCACAGCACACCUGCCCAAGCCUCCUGCUUUCCGCCCAGGUACUGCAUCGCCAACAACUACAGGCUCUGCACCGAAACCGAAACCGAGUCUUCCCCCUAGACUGCCUCCGCGACAAAACUCGAAUCCUCAUGAAUUCUCCGCCGCGCCUCCACCCACAUACAAUGAGGCUACACAGCAAGAGACGGCUUCACAUGGCGGGCUGAACCAGGGGGCUUUGGGUCGUCUGGGUCAAGCGGGAGUAUCCGUGCCUGGCUUUGGCAUCGGUCGGACAGCCUCUCCUCCCGUACCGCCUCGUGCGAACCCUUCUCCACCUGUCCCUCCUCGAGCGAAGUCUAGUUCCAGCACAACUGUACCGCCGCCUGUUGCGAGCGGACAUGGCUCGCAGAUGAACGAACUUCAGAAUAGAUUCGCCAAGUUGACAGGACCCAAAUCACGAACACCAGCACCAGCGCCGCCCCCAACGACAGGCACAUCAUGGGCGGACAAACAGGCGGCACUUCGAACAGCUAGCAACCUCCGGAACGACCCAUCCAAAGUCUCGGCAUCUGACUUGAAAGGGGCAGCAUCGACGGCAAAUAAUUUUCAGCAGCGGCAUGGCGAUCAGGUUGCAUCUGGGUGGAAGUCGGCCAACUCGCUCAACCAAAAGUACGGCAUCAUGGGGAAGAUGAACAGCUUAGGCUCGUCGAGUGGAGCAGCAGCACCCCCACCAGUGCAGUCGCCAACACAGAUUCAGGGCAGCCAGGGAGGAGGACUAGGGAAGAAGGCGCCACCACCGCCUCCGCCAAAGAAGAAGGAGCUGGGCAACGGCUCGGGCGAAGCACCGCCAAUUCCUCUGAGUAGCAAGCCCAAGUUCUAG
This is a messenger RNA of Pyrenophora tritici-repentis Pt-1C-BFP, 1221 nucleotides long. RefSeq names its product Atrophin-1 multi-domain protein. The record is from RefSeq and is a predicted model, not a curated record. Gene Ontology annotation, cellular component: actin cortical patch. NCBI's taxonomy places the organism in Eukaryota, Fungi, Ascomycota, Dothideomycetes, Pleosporales, Pleosporaceae. Gene Ontology annotation, biological process: barbed-end actin filament capping.